Molecule: messenger RNA, 1925 nt
Organism: Rattus norvegicus (Norway rat)
Lineage: Eukaryota; Metazoa; Chordata; Mammalia; Rodentia; Muridae
Source: RefSeq, a predicted model, not a curated record
GGAAAUGUAGUCCAAGCUGCGCAGGCGCCGGACGGAAAUGGGAACGGAGGCUUCUGGGAAAUGGAGUUCCCAGCGGUCCGGAGUCCAUCUCCCUAGACGGCUGGCUGACGUUAGAGCAGAGAGUGCUGUGUAUUCUCCAGUGAAUCCUGUGCCCACCAUGGCCCCUCUCAACUCCUACAUGUCCUUGAACCCUCUUAGCUCUCCCUACCCUCCCGGAGGGCUUCAGGCCUCCCCUCUGCCUACAGGACCCCUGGCACCCCCAGCCCCCACCGCUCCCCUGGGGCCCACCUUCCCAGGCCUGGGCGCAGGCAGCGGCACCGGAGGCAGUGCUUCCGGGUAUGGCGCCCCAGGGCCCGGGCUUGUACACGGAAAGGAAAUGGCCAAGGGGUACCGGCGGCCACUGGCUCAUGCCAAACCACCUUAUUCCUACAUCUCUCUCAUCACCAUGGCUAUCCAGCAGGCACCAGGCAAGAUGCUGACCCUGAGUGAAAUCUACCAAUGGAUCAUGGACCUCUUCCCGUACUACCGGGAGAACCAGCAACGUUGGCAGAACUCCAUCCGGCACUCGCUGUCCUUCAAUGACUGCUUCGUCAAGGUGGCACGCUCCCCAGACAAACCGGGCAAAGGCUCCUACUGGGCCUUGCAUCCCAGCUCUGGGAACAUGUUUGAGAACGGCUGCUAUCUCCGCCGUCAGAAGCGCUUCAAGCUGGAGGAGAAGGCAAAGAAAGGAAACAGUGCCACAUCCGCCACCAGGAAUGGAACAGUGGGGUCAGCCACCUCUGCCACCACUACAGCUGCCACUGCAGUCACUUCCCCGGCUCAGCCCCAGCCUACGCCGCCGUCUGAGCCCGAGGCCCAGAGUGGGGAAGAUGUGGGGGGUCUGGACUGCGCCUCGCCUCCUUCAUCCGCACCCUAUUUCACUGGCCUGGAGCUCCCAGGGGAACUGAAGUUGGAUGCGCCCUACAACUUCAACCACCCUUUCUCUAUCAACAACCUGAUGUCAGAACAGACAUCAACACCUUCCAAACUAGAUGUGGGGUUUGGGGGCUACGGUGCUGAGAGUGGGGAACCUGGGGUCUACUACCAGAGCCUCUAUUCCCGCUCUCUGCUCAAUGCAUCCUAGCGGCGCAACUGGGAGAAAUGCGGUGAUGGGGGUUUGCUGUGACAGAUGACCGGUUCUUCGGCCCUGAUCUUUCUGGUUACACUCUGCUUGUCCAGUUAAUUAACAUCGUAUUUGGUCUAUUACUGUGAUAUGACCCAUUGGCUACUGUGGUAACUGCAUGGACUCUUCGGUGGGCCUAGGGUUGGGGUAUUGUGAAGGCAGAUGCAUUUGGGAGUGUUACGAAGGUGGCCAUGUCGGACAUACCGUGAAGGCAGUUAGACUGGUGUACUAUAAAAGCUGCAUGUUAAGUGAGUGAUCCACUGGGUGCCUGAUGGCCGCGAUGUCGGAGGACAUAUUGUUUGGCCCUUCGGAUGCUGCGAUGGACAUCUUGAUUGACCUUUUGAAUGUGUGACAGUCACACCGUGUCAGCCACAUCUUCUUUGGCCCAUUGUAUCCAGGGAUCACCUUUUUUUUUUUUUUUUCUUUUUUGGCAGACUUCUUGGUACAGCAGAUACCAAGUUGACCACCAUGUCUUUUUUUUGACAUUCUGGAUGCAUGGAAGGUCACCUUAUUGACAAGGUGACAUCUCGACAUGCUGUUAUGCACCAAGUUGGUGACCACAGGCCUGCUGUCACCAUCUCCUUGGUGGGGGUUGGAUGAGGGGUAGAGGUGAGCAGACCCUGUGACUUCUCUGAAGGCCAUCCCCACCCCUGCCCAUGAGAAGGGCUAGUGUGGGUGUAGGGGGUUCCUACUGACGUCAAGUUCUUGUAUGGGGCUUGGGGUACUGCCUGUGUUUGACCAUUAAAACGGCACCGUCUCCGUC